ACUGCAGAAUGACUAUAUCACCAGCUACCAUUCUCAACGAGUACGCAACCAAAACGCCUUCGACCGGCGGCACAUAUGGCUUCUUGACUGCUGACCAGCAGCGCAAAACUGCCAGGCUCUGGCAGCUCAUUUUCCAAUACCUGGAUAGCGUCAGGGACAAACCGGUGAAAGUGGUCGGCGAGCUGUUGCAAAAAGUCGACCGCGACUGGUCGGAGCUGGGUCCUGACGAGCCUGGUCUAGAGGGUCUUGGGCCAGAAGAAAUCACUCGCCCGGCGGCCUACAUCCGUAUCGCGUUUGGCUCCAAAAAGACCAAGCUGCCGCUCGACAAGCUGCUUCUGGAUAGACACGUCAACGAGACCACACAGCAGUACCUCGAUCGUACCAUUGGCCGGCCGGUACGCCUGAUCCCCGACAACUACUUCCCGUCAUUCAAGCACCCCGACAAUGAGACACGCAAUCUGGCGGACAUGUUCUGGACGAUCGCCUCGUCAAAGAUGCAUCCGGACAUCUGGCUACACCGCUAUCUGCGGGCCAUGGGGUGGGACGUCGACCGUGCGUUUGGUACCAUCAAGAGCGUCCUCGAGUGGCGGGCAGCUGAGGCAGCAGACAGACUCAAUUACGAAGGCGACAUCACAUCUGGGCUGGACGAGUUCCGUCUAGAGUUUUGCCGGCUUGUUGGCCGCGACCGACUCGGAUACCUGCUGUACCAUGUCACGGUGCGCAAUAUCAUGCCGCGAGCCACCGAGCCCUUCGUCUUCAAGCGGUACCUGAUCACGAUCUUUGAGGGCAUCCAGUCGGUGACGCGCGGGUACAACCGGGCCACAAUGAUAUACGAUUUUACCGGCUUUUCCCUUGACAACACGCCGUUCCAGAUGGUCCACUUCAUGGUGACUCUGGGCAUGAAGCAGUAUGCCGACUCGACCAGCAUGAUCAUCCUGCUGGUCGACAGCUGGCUCUUCUCCAAUUUUUGGAAUCUGAUCCGGCCCUUCCUCGACGCCAACCUGGGCUCGCGCAUCGUAUUCGCCAAGAACGCCGACGAGGUCAUGAGGUACGUCGACAGGGACCAGCUCCCAGUGUGUGCUGGUGGCACAAACGAGUUCAGCCUCGAGUAUCGCCUGCCGCAAGAGGGCGAGAACGCCGCCAUGUUUGACACUGAGGGAAGGCGGGCCGCCGAGCAGGUGUGGCGUGAUAAAACCUGCAGACUGUGGGUGUCGGCGAUGCUGGACGCCAAAGCCGGCAACUCGAUGGAGGAGAAGACGCCGGUCGAUGGCCAGCGCGAUGCAGCAGCCCAGGAGCUGUUUGCCGCCGAACUAAAGCUCAGCAAGUUCACCUACUCGAGAAACGUGUACCAUCGCCAUGGAAUGGUCGACGAGACAGCAACCCUAAAAUUUUAAUACACCUCCAAAGGUCUAGC
This is a messenger RNA of Linderina pennispora, 1414 nucleotides long. RefSeq names its product CRAL/TRIO domain-containing protein. The record is from RefSeq and is a predicted model, not a curated record. Lineage: Eukaryota; Fungi; Kickxellomycota; Kickxellomycetes; Kickxellales; Kickxellaceae. The transcript has 3 exons. The coding region runs from base 9 to 1394 and encodes 461 amino acids.